AUGUCCAUCUGGAACAUUUUCAGUGUCCUAAUCGCAAUAUGUUGCAGUUAUGGACUUCAUCUUUACUCCCAAAAUACAAGUCACUUGGCGCGGUGGUGGUCCAAAGAAACAGUCUGCGAGAUCCUGCCCUAUAAGACACAGAUUGUGUCGGAAGACCCUUUGCUAGUCUACCUAGAUAACUUUGUCAGCGAGGUGGAGAUAUCUCAACUACUUUAUAUUGGGGAAACUUUAUAUUCUCCUUCAAAAUUGUCAACCGGCACGAGUGGUGAUGCGUAUCGAUCAUCCCAGUCAGCAGGGCUGCCACUGUCAGAGCCUCCGGUCUCGUGCGUAGGGAGUCGGGCACUCUCCCUAAUGGGAUCACUCACCGAGGCCUCCGACGAGUUCGGCAUCCCUCAACUAGUGACAUAUAAGCCUGGCCAGCAAUACAAGCUCCACUAUGAUUGGUUUCGGGAGUCAAUGCGCUACAAAGACGGUCGACUGUGCAAUCGUGUUGCCAGUAUCUUUGUCUUCUUGGAGGCUGACUGUACCGGAGGAGAGACAUAUUUUCCACGCGUUGUAUCCUCGGCUUCCAGCCUGGUUUCUGAAGGCAAGGCCAUUCAAAAUAGCUCGUUUGAGGGAAUCAUGUUUAGACCAAUACCAGGAAAUGCGCUCUUCUGGAUCAAUGUUGUGGAUAAUGGGACUGGGGACGAGCGUGUGUUACAUGGUGGUCUACCGGUGCAUACCGGAACGAAAACCGGGAUGAAUAUUUGGCCAUUAAAAUGUGAGCUAUAG
Molecule: messenger RNA, 771 nt
Organism: Penicillium macrosclerotiorum
Lineage: Eukaryota; Fungi; Ascomycota; Eurotiomycetes; Eurotiales; Aspergillaceae
Exons: 2
Coding region: 1-771 (256 amino acids)
Biological process (GO): peptidyl-proline hydroxylation to 4-hydroxy-L-proline
Cellular component (GO): endoplasmic reticulum
Molecular function (GO): iron ion binding; L-ascorbic acid binding; procollagen-proline 4-dioxygenase activity
Source: RefSeq, a predicted model, not a curated record